GCAUCAGUGAUAACAGUUGCGUCGUGGGGGGCCGUGGCCACGCUUUGGCCACGCACCACAUGUCGGGCCUGCCCUUUUGGGUCACAUCAAAGCGAGGUGGCCACUCGCGCGUCGUAUAAGUAGCAUUCAUGGCGCGCUCAUAUUAAUUGGUCCUUGCUCCCGUAACUCGCAAUCCCCCAGAACGGUUGACGCCACAGGCCCAAUGUCGAUGCAAGAGGAACGCUCCGGUCGCGCGAUGCGUCGUACAAGAGACGAGCGCCAGAAGAGACCGACCCGACGUUCAAAGGAGCGGGUCGCAGAUCGUGAUCAGCGGCCCUCUCGCACCACAGAGCCUGAGGUACCUGAGGUGCUCCCCUUUGACUACACGGCUACAGCGCAGGUCUGCAAGAACUUCCUCCGUCAUAUCUUGCAGCCUGCGCGGUCUGACGAGUCACAGCCUCCAACCUACAACUGCACGCUCUUCGGCAUAACGACCGUCUACGAGUUCAUCCGCGCCACGCUGCGCAACACUCGGUUCCCGGAGUGCGUGGCAUUCGCCGCGCUGCUCCUCUUGCAUCGCCUCAAGCGUUCUGGGGUCGCCCUGGAUGUGAACGACGCGCACCGCCUCUUCCUCUGCGCAUACAUGAUCGCCGCGAAGGUGCACGUGGACGAGACCUUCUGCAACGCGUACUGGGUCAUUCUGGGGGACCGCCACUUCAAGACGGCGGAGCUGAACCGGUGCGAGCGUGAACUGUGCGGCAUGCUCCAUUGGAAUCUGCUCGUGGACCCGCUGGUGCUGGAGACGUUCACUGAGGCUGUGAAGAGAGACUUCCGCGAGGACGGCCCGUACCCUGACUACCCGCUGGACGAGGACUUGUCAGACCCGGAGAAACGCUUUCCACAGCUGCCAGACAAACCAGCGGUCCAGGAUGAAGAGGAGCCUGUCCUGAUCAAGCCGCCAGUUGUGCCUCCCCGGGCAGUCGUUGCAGCCCUCGCGAGACACCGAAGGCCGAUGGACAUCGUCCAGCCGUCUCUCCUCGAACCUCAAGGACUAGAGUGCGAGACGUCGGUGACGUCUUGCGCAACCAGUGAUAGCGCACGCUCCAUGGAAGAGCGGCGCCCAGGCUUCCGUUUGCCAUCAUGCAAAGAGCAAUCUGCAACGUGGCUGCCGCUCGCUGUCCUGAGGGCGUCGGGGUAUGUUAUGAACAGUUGCAAUCCUGUCUGAUGGUCGCCCACCCUAUUAUGGGCUUGAGUGUAGAUUGGCCACGACUAUCCGGGCCUCGAAGGCCUGCGACUUAAGGUUAUUCUAUGUAUGUACGGUAGAUUGACUCUGCCAUACCCUUGUUAUUCUGGUCCGUCUUGUAUCCCGUCAUGUAUACAUGUCACUCUUUUACUCGGUCAGAAUACGUACCAUGUAUCUCCGG
Messenger RNA from Rhodofomes roseus, 1403 nucleotides. RefSeq lists its product as uncharacterized. The transcript is spliced from 3 exons. The record is from RefSeq and is a predicted model, not a curated record. Gene Ontology annotation, molecular function: cyclin-dependent protein serine/threonine kinase regulator activity; protein kinase binding. Gene Ontology annotation, biological process: regulation of cyclin-dependent protein serine/threonine kinase activity. NCBI's taxonomy places the organism in Eukaryota, Fungi, Basidiomycota, Agaricomycetes, Polyporales, Fomitopsidaceae. Gene Ontology annotation, cellular component: nucleus; cyclin-dependent protein kinase holoenzyme complex. The coding region runs from base 203 to 1204 and encodes 333 amino acids.